AAUGACGCAGUUUGCUAGCAGUGUUGUCAUCGCAUGUAUGGGGCUAUUUCAAGCGACAUACGGAGAGGACAUGAGUGUCGCACUGAAGUGCGCUUCUUACCUUCCCAUUCCAGGAGGGCAGGUGUACCUCUAUUGUUGGGCAGCUCACAGCGUAACUGAAGAAGCAGCGUCGGUUUCCACGGCGGCUUACAGCUGCUCCUGGGUGGAGUGCAGCGCGAGAUUCAAGCACGCUCUGAGAAUCCUCAUCGUCCGCGCACAGAAACCGCUGGUUCUCACCGCUGGACACCUCUACCCCAUCAACAGAGGUGCCUUUCUCUCGUUGGUGAAUGCGUCUUACUCCUACUACGCUCUGUUGGGCCAAAUGAACAAACGCUAGAUGAAGGACUCGCGCAGCAAAGUUAAAUGCAGUAGACCUUGUAUGGAUACUCUUACAUUAAUGAUUUCCAUGUCCUUUUGCAAAUGUAUAUUUAUGAAAUAAUUUCCUCGGAAAGAUAUGAGAAACAUUUAUAAAAGUUUGAUGUAACA
This is a messenger RNA of Schistocerca serialis cubense, 525 nucleotides long. Its product is annotated as odorant receptor Or2-like. Lineage: Eukaryota; Metazoa; Arthropoda; Insecta; Orthoptera; Acrididae. Bases 2 to 376 code for a protein of 124 amino acids. Gene Ontology annotation, cellular component: plasma membrane. The transcript has 4 exons. Gene Ontology annotation, biological process: sensory perception of smell; detection of chemical stimulus involved in sensory perception of smell. Gene Ontology annotation, molecular function: odorant binding; olfactory receptor activity. The record is from RefSeq and is a predicted model, not a curated record.